Coprinopsis cinerea okayama7#130 is the source of this 5043-nucleotide messenger RNA. RefSeq lists its product as hypothetical. Bases 1 to 5043 code for a protein of 1680 amino acids. The transcript is spliced from 4 exons. Gene Ontology annotation, biological process: telomere maintenance; DNA repair. Gene Ontology annotation, molecular function: DNA helicase activity. The record is from RefSeq and is a predicted model, not a curated record. Lineage: Eukaryota; Fungi; Basidiomycota; Agaricomycetes; Agaricales; Psathyrellaceae.
AUGAGCGUUGAGAACCUCACCCAGGUUACUUGUGCAGUUUGCGCCAAAAGGACGUUCAAGGAUGAUGUUUCCGUUGUUGACCCUAGGCAGAUCAACCUGGAGCUUCUGCGCAACGAUAAACUUCCAAAGCAUGUCCUUCCACGGACGUAUAAUUUCGUGGCCUACAAAGAGGCACUUCUUCACCCGAAUGGGCUUUUACUACCACAGCAACGUGGUCCCAUGCGGAUUUGUCUGGCAUGCAUGAAGGAUCUGAACACUGACCGGAUGCCAAAAUUCGCGUUAUGCAAUUGGUUGUAUUAUGGUCGGGAAUCUCUUCCCAUUGCCGUCAAAAGAGCGUUCGACGAAGCUACACUUUUCGAGAAAACGCUUAUUUCCCGCGUCCGAACGAACACCAUUUGUGUCAGAUUUGACGCGGUCAGGGAUGAGCAUAUUGAUGGCGAGAACACGUACAGGCAAGGAGCGAAAGGAAUGAGGGGCAAUGUUAUCAUGGCACCAUUGAACAUCCCCAAGCUGAAUUCCUUCCUUCCACCACCGCCUGAGACUAUUCGCGAUACAUUUUGCGUAUUAGUUACUGGCUACAAUCAAAAGCCGAGUCCAGAGACGGUAAAGAAGUACCAACCAAUCUUGGCGCGUAAAUCUCGGGUGAAGACAAUGAUUGAAUUCUUACUUGAAUGGAACCCUCAUUACAAGGCAGUCGGAGGAUUUAAAGGGUUCAGCGCUGAAUAUCUUAAUGGGCUAAUGGAAGGCCAGGAGGGCUUCCCUGAGUCCGUGGAAAUUGCACAUAUGGGAAACAACGCUACUAUGGCCAAAGCAACAGCGGGUCCUGUUGCGCUUCAAGAUAUGAGGGAUCGCGCGGUCGCGCGGUGUUUGUCGGGGAAAGGGUACAUUGGUAUUCGGAAAGGUCAACUACCGAUCCCCGAUUUCGACAAUCCUUUCAUCUUAUCCUGGACUCACCCCUACAUCGACCCUUGGGGCAUUGGGGGAUUCCAUCAUCCAGAAAGGACUCGAAAGAUCAGCAUGCAAGAACAGCUGAGACACAUGAUGUUGAUGGACGAUCCCGUCAUUCAAAGUGACCUUGAAUUUGCACUGGUUUUUUACAAUGUUCUGCAGAAGAAGGCCGUAUCGGAGACAAUCAGAUUCAAUGUGCCCGAGAGCAAAAGAUCCAAGAUCACUGAGGAAAUCUUGAACACAGACCGAGAGGUCUUGUUGAAGCUUUCUGAGAAGUAUAAAAACGACCCAAAAUACUUCCCGACUUCCCAGUCCGAGAAGAAAGUUCUUCGCACUCUUCAGAGCCUUGGAUUGCUAUCCAGAAACGUGCUAGGUAGUGCUGCUCAAAAGCUGGCUCUGAGAAACCAGAUUCGGGGUAUAAUCAACAACAGGGGCGCUCCAACGCUAUUCUUGACACUGACUCCUUCGGACAGGGAUAACUUCUUGGUGCAUGUUUUGGCAGGGAGCCCCUACAGCGUGGAGGACCUUCUGAAUGGAUCACAUAUGCCGGAUAAGAAUAAGAGGACUAAAUUUGCGAACGAGCAUCCGGCUGCUUGCGCAAGAUUCUUUGAUGUGAUAGUCCGUGCUUUCAUUUGGAUCAUCCUCGGGUAUGGUCAGGAGCAGGGUCUUUACGGCAAGUGCGAAGCGUAUUUUGGGGUGGUAGAGGCACAGGGACGAGGAACACUGCACAUUCACUUUCUGGUAUGGUUAGCAGGGCAUCCCUCUCCUGAAGAACUUAGACACCGCAUGGCUUCCUCGCAAGAAUACCGUGAUCGCUUGACGGAAUGGCUGGAAUUUGUCAUGCAGUCUAAUUAUGCAGGGUACGAGCCCCGGUCCAAUGUUGCUAAUUUAACUCGGCAAUCCGAACGCGAGCUCGUUGGGAAUGCUGGCUUGCCACAUCCCGGAACUGUGCUUGGUCCCGUAUUUUCUACCCUGCAAAGGAAGGAAUUUUGGGAAGAGUACCCAGGGUACCUCAAUCGACUACUGGUUGAGUACAAUAUUCAUGUCCACACACCUACUUGUUGGAAAUAUUUGAAACGGGGAGAGCCACACACGGAUGCGAACUGCCGGCUAGGCAUGGAUGGCGAGAUGCGAGCUAAGACAAUAAUUGAUACGGAGACCGGCUUGAUUAAUGUCAAAAGAGAGCAUGGGAGGAUGGCGUAUUUCACUGCCUUGGUUAUGUUUUUGUUCAAGGGAAAUAUGGAUAUCCGUUACAUCUUGUCUGGAGAAGACGCCUCAAGUUGCAUGUACUAUGUGACAGAUUACAUCACGAAAGCACCGAUGACAAUGCAUGUUGGUCUUUCGGCUUUGUCGUAUGCAAUUCAAAGAGUGGAUGAGAAGCGUAAGGCAGUUGAACAGAGCGCUACCGAUGGAAACUCGAAGCCAAGUGCUAUAUCAGCCGUGACGACCGCAGUGAAUUGUAUGACAGGGCGGCAGGAACUUUCGCAACCGCAGAUCAUGAGUUACAUUCUGGGUAGUGGUGAUCAUUAUACUAGUGAGGUGUUCAGGUCGUUUAAUUGGGGUGAAAUGGUGCGCUUUGUACGGUUGUCGACAGAUCAGACUGGCUCUGGCUCGGAUGAGAACCUCUCCGUCGUUUUGACAUUGAAACCUGAAGGAGAGAUUUCAGUUUCCAGCCAGCGGUUGGACUACAUCCAUCGACCAGUGGAAGAGGAAUUUGAAAUCCUUUGUCUCUAUGAUUUUCUGGCUUUCACCGAGAAGGAACAGUUGAGGACACCUUCCAAGAAACGCACCGCCGAGCAGCCAGGGCAAUCAAACGUAGUUGACCCUGAAUCGCAUCGGGAUCGUCCGGAGGUUCGUAACCUGUCUGUGAAACAAUUUUCUUCCGUCGAACACCCUCAAUAUGAAUCUCAUGGUUUGCGGUUGAGAAGGGAAGGUCUAGUUCCCGUCCUAUUGGGGCCAAACCUCGCACAUCGGGAAACCGAAAAGGAGAGAUGGGCUUGUGAUAUGCUAACUUUGUUUAAACCAUGGCGAGAGCCAGUGGAGCUAAAGCCUGCUCCAGAAGCGUCGUGGUACGAUAAUUUUCGAGCAUUUCAGCCAAAGCUUUCGGCCCGUCAUCUGAAGGUUAUUGAAAACAUGGCCACUUUAGCAAAGUCGCGUGAGAGCCGCGAGUUCGGAUCAAAGUUUAAACGCAAAGGCCAAUCCUCCGGAGGCGCCCUUGUUGAUGAAGAGCUGUUAGCGGAUGUACUGGGUGACUCUGAAUACGUUUCAAACCCAAAUGCUUGUGUCUAUGGAACGGUAACAGCUCCGAGUCCUGAUGGGAACAGCUCAAAGGCUCACGGUGCAAAGCGACGGCUCCAGGAGCAACUGACUUCUCAGGUGGUGGAUGAUUUUGAAAGGUGCUACCCAGAAGACGACUUCAUGGAUGUUGAUCCGAAAGAGAAUCCCGAGGUGCAGCUGGCAGACGAAGAAAGUCUGGAACGGGUUCAGGCCUUAGUCAACACUUUGGCGCAGGAGAAGGCGGUCCAAGCUGCGUUCAGCCCAAUCCCGACAGCAUCAGUCAAUGGGAAGAAGAGGUCUGAACCCAGGGAAUUUGCGCCUCCUGAUAACUGUCGUCUGUCAGUAGCCAUGGGUCGGUCAAAAAGUGAUGACCGGUGGAAAAUUGCUGUCGACCUGAUAGAAGAGAGGAAACUUGGUGACAACACGGAGCAGUUGCGCGCAUUCCUGGUAGUUGCAAAACAUCUCAUCGACGGUGGUGAGCAGCUUUUUUUAUUCAUUAACGGCAUGGGCGGAACGGGGAAGUCCUACGUCAUCAAAUCCAUCAUCAUGUUAUUCGAACGCCUUAACCGUGGCUCACAACUGCUAGUGGGAGCUCCCACCGGAAUUGCAGCAGUGCUCAUUGGUGGACACACCCUUCAUUCGCUUAUAUUGUCUGGGAUCGGAAAAAAUAACAGCGCGAAGGAUAAACUCAUAGAGAAGUGGAGGGAUGUCUCAUGGCUCAUUAUCGAUGAAAUUUCCAUGGUUGGUGCCAGCUUUUUCGCAGAGUUGAAUGCGAGAAUAAAAAUGGGAAAGGGUCAGGAUCCUGCAAGUCGAGACAGCCCUUUUGGAGGCGUCAACGUUAUUUGCCUGGGUGACUUCUGUCAGCUGAAGCCUCCGCGACAAGUAACAUUGUUUUCUCAUACCAUGUUGAAUCCGUCGCAACAGGAGGUGGAUAGCUCUUGGGGAAUUAAUUCUAUGACUGGAGCCUACCUGUGGAAGCAAUUCCGGACAGUGAUUUCAAAUGUCCUCAAAAAUAGACCUGCAGAGGUACCCUUGUUUUGGUCAGCUCCAGUAGUGGUCGGGAUCAAGGUGGUUCGGGAUUCUGUGAACGCAAGAUUAAUUGAGUACCAUGCUCGGCGAGCGGGCGAGCAUGUUUACAUCUACCACUCGCGAGAUAUGAUGUCAAGAAAGGAGGUUCCGGCACUAUGGCGGAAUCGCCUCUGGGACUUGCCCGCUACAGAGACGUCGGAUUCUCUUGGAAGAUUGCCGCUAUUUGUUGGGCUUCGAGUUAUGGUGACUGAGAACGUGUUAUUGAAGCAAGGUAUUGUCAAUGGUGCCGAGGGCCAUGUUGUAGGCAUCGGGUACAGGACUUCUUCUGAAGGUGUCCGCCAUGCAACUGUGGUUUAUGUCAAAGUUGAUGGCAGUAAGAUAAAGCUUUGCGAAGAGCUGGGAACGGGUGUAAUACCCAUGGUACCGACACCUAAUCGAGUGAAGUAUGAUUUCCCCCAAUCGCUAGGCGGUGCCAAGGGAUUCACGCGAUACCAAAUUCCUAUCAUACCUGCAUACUCCUACACUGACUACAAGAGUCAAGGGCGUUCACUCGACAAAUGCAUUGUCGAUCUCAACACUGCUCGAGGUCAAGGUGUUUAUGUUAUGCUAUCCCGAGUCAAGUCAUUAUCUGGACUGCUCAUUCUUCGCCAUUUUCCGGAGGGUACAUUGUUUCAACGGCUUUCAGACGAGCUGCGACGGGAGCUCGCACGUCUGGCUGAGCUUGAGGAACAGACUCGGGAGGAAUGGAAAGUGGAAGAACUAACGUUGCUGUGUCAAGACAAGGACUAA